AUGUCGAUCAAACUCCUCGUUCUUGUUUUCUCUGCUCUGAUAAUCUUCACGAGACCUAAAUUGAUCGUCGAUAAGCACUCAUCUUCAAGAAUCUCUCCGCUUCCUUCUCAAUCUCAUCCGACUUCGCCGUUUAUACCUCCGUUUCCGCCGCUCAGGGCCCAGUCUCCGGUGAUCGAGCCGUCUUUCCCUCGUGUACCGGCGUUGUUCGUGUUCGGAGAUUCCUCCGUGGAUUGUGGAACCAAUAACUUUCUUGGGACCUUGGCGAGAGCAGAUCGGCUUCCGUACGGUAGAGAUUUCGAUACGCAUCAGCCAACGGGGAGGUUUAGCAAUGGCAGGAUCCCCGUUGAUUUUAUAGGCUUACCAUUCGUUCCUAGUUAUCUUGGACAAUCUGGGACUGUUAAAGACAUGUUUCAAGGCGUGAACUAUGCAUCAGCUGGUGCUGGUAUCAUCUUAUCUAGUGGAUCCGAAUUGGGUCAGCGGGUUUCCUUUGCAAUGCAGGUUGAGCAGUUUGUGGAUACGUUCCAGCAGAUGAUACUGAGCAUUGGGGAGGAAGCUUCAGAUCGUCUGGUCUCCAACUCCGUUUUCUACAUUUCGAUUGGAGUGAAUGAUUACAUUCAUUUCUACAUCAGAAACAUCUCCAGUGUGCAGAGUCUCUAUUCUCCUUGGCUUUUUAAUCAGUUCUUGGCUUCCAAUAUGAGACAGGAGCUCAAGACCUUGUACAAUGUCAAAGUGAGGAGGAUGGUGGUGAUGGGGUUGCCACCGAUUGGCUGUGCACCAUACUACCUCUGGAAAUACAGGAGCAAGAACGGGGAAUGUGCAGAAGAUGUGAACAGCAUGAUCAUGGAAUCCAACUUCGUCAUGAGGUACACUGUAGAGCAGCUUAACCGUGAGCUUCCAGGUGCAUCCGUUAUCUACUGUGAUGUGUUCCAAAGUGCCAUGGACAUCCUCAAGAACCACCAGCUCUACGGUUUUAAUGAGACGACGGAGGCGUGUUGUGGGCUAGGGAGGUACAAGGGAUGGCUUCCGUGCAUCUCGCCAGAGAUGGCUUGCUCUGACGCCGGCGACCAUCUUUGGUGGGACCAGUUUCAUCCUACAGACGCCGUGAACGCCAUUCUCGCCGACAAUGUAUGGAAUGGUCGCCAUGUGGACAUGUGUUACCCAACUAACCUGGAGACAAUGCUUCAUGCCUAA
This is a messenger RNA of Eruca vesicaria subsp. sativa (arugula), 1191 nucleotides long. Lineage: Eukaryota; Viridiplantae; Streptophyta; Magnoliopsida; Brassicales; Brassicaceae. The record is from the annotation of a GenBank genome assembly.